This is a messenger RNA of Hyposmocoma kahamanoa, 577 nucleotides long. It is a transcript of the gene Atox1, whose product is annotated as copper transport protein ATOX1. The coding region runs from base 153 to 371 and encodes 72 amino acids. Gene Ontology annotation, cellular component: cytosol. Lineage: Eukaryota; Metazoa; Arthropoda; Insecta; Lepidoptera; Cosmopterigidae. The transcript has 2 exons. Gene Ontology annotation, molecular function: metal ion binding; copper chaperone activity. Gene Ontology annotation, biological process: copper ion transport. The record is from RefSeq and is a predicted model, not a curated record.
CAGUGAUACGAGAUUCGUACGAAUGCUUGUGCUUGACUAUACGUAAAACUUUAAUUUCCCCGCAAAAUCUAUCAGUUUAAUUAGCUACUCUUUGCAGUGUGAUAAUAUACGUAAUAUAAAAAUUAACAACCAUUAAUAGUCUUCCUACUAAAAUGUCAUCGACACACAUUUUUAACGUUGAGAUGACGUGUGAAGGGUGCUCUGGCGCAGUAGAAAGGGUGCUCAACAGGCUGAAAGGACAGGGCGUCGAUAACAUCGAUAUUAGCCUACCAGAACAGAAGGUAUCAGUUACGGCUACACUCAGCGCUGAUCAAUUGUUAGAAGUCAUUAAAAAAACAGGCAAGAAAACUACAUACGUAGGCACACAAUAGCUGUACAGUCCUAAAAAUAUUUUUUACACUAACUUGUACCUUUCUCUGCUCAAAUUUGGUGAUAAGUGUACAAUAUGUAUUUUUGUUGAUAUCAACUUUAACAAGUCACUCUACCUAUGUUAUGUAUUGUUUCAAUGUGGGAACACCUUUUUAUUAUAUUUUUAAUAUCUAUCGUUUCAGUUAUCAAUCAUACUUUUAUCUUAUUG